Molecule: messenger RNA, 1841 nt
Organism: Solea solea (common sole)
Lineage: Eukaryota; Metazoa; Chordata; Actinopteri; Pleuronectiformes; Soleidae
Gene: hlx1
Product: H2.0-like homeo box 1 (Drosophila)
Exons: 4
Coding region: 178-1341 (387 amino acids)
Biological process (GO): regulation of DNA-templated transcription
Molecular function (GO): sequence-specific DNA binding; DNA-binding transcription factor activity, RNA polymerase II-specific
Source: RefSeq, a predicted model, not a curated record
AGAGCAGGGUCAGGAUCUCAGAGUUGGGAGAGUGAUUUUGGCACUUGCACAAAGCGGACGAAGAUCUGUUUUAAAGCGUUGUCACUGCAUCUUCUGCUUUUCCCCCCCCCCACACACAUGCCUGUGCUUUUAAACUCUCUCCUGACAAACAACAAGAAGCGCUAAAACAACUGCGGGAUGUACACGGCCGGGCUCAACCCGUUUUACGCGUCCAACUUCAGCCUCUGGUCCGCGUACUGCGCGGGCGGCUUCGCUGUGGAUACGAUAAAGAAGCCGUCCUUUUGCAUCGCAGACAUCCUGCAGGCUGGAGAGGCGGAGAACAUCCCCGGCUCGUCGGCGCUCGUGGUGCACAUGGGACACCACCACGGGCACCACCACCACCAGCAGCGCGCGCAGCAGGCGCACUCCGGCGGCUCUCCGCUGCGUCCUUCCCCCGUGGCGCCGGAGCCGUCCGCGUACGGCGCGAGGCUCAGUCCGGCGUCCCCGUACCACAGACACGGACUACACUUGACCUCUGUGUCCAGACAAUUUAACUCCCAGCAAGCGCCUCCGCCUUCGAGCAAGGACCUCAAAUUCGGAAUUGAUCGGAUAUUGUCGACAGACUUCGAUCCAAAAGGAAAAGAAACGUCGACGUUAAGAGAUCUCACGUCCAUCAUUAGCUCGAACCGUCAGUCAGGGAUCCACAUCCCCGUUCAGCCUCCGGCCAGCCAGUACUUCUCCUCCAUAGACCCCGGGAUGAGCGACGCGUCCUCCAUGCUGAGCUCAGGCAGCAGCAGCAGACAAUCAGGCCAGCAUCAGUUUCAGGACACCUUCCCAGGUCCAUACGCUGUACUCACGAAAGACACAAUGCCACAGACGUACAAGAGGAAAAGGUCGUGGUCGAGGGCCGUGUUCUCCAACCUGCAGAGGAAAGGGCUGGAGAAGAGGUUCGAGAUCCAGAAGUAUGUCACCAAGCCGGACAGAAAGCAGCUGGCUGCCAUGCUGGGGCUCACAGACGCUCAGGUGAAGGUGUGGUUCCAGAACAGGCGCAUGAAGUGGAGACACUCCAAAGAAGCGCAGGCUCAGAAGGACAAGGAGAAGGACGAGAAGCCCGACAAGAGCGCGUCAGAGUCCGGCUGCAGGGACGCCGCCAAGGAGCCCACGGAGUCCGAGUGUGAGAGCGAGGGCAGGAGCGAGUGCGAGUCAGACGAGGCCGCGGAGGAGGAAAACUCCGACGCGCACGACGUGGACAUUUCCGAUCACGUGAAUAAACCCAGCGUGAUCAUGAGCGGGGGCGCGCCUGGGAGCAGCGCGGCCGCGGCCUCGGUCACAGACACAGCGGCCUCACAAGUGUUAAUAUGAAGGAGGUCAUGGACAAUAUUAUAAUAAUUAUAAUUUGUAUUAUUAUUUUCCACAGAAGAACCACAGUGAAUUUUGACAAGCAACUAAAAGAGGAACUUUAUUUUUUAUUUUUUUUAAAGCCCAUAAACCAGGAACUUUAUCCAAAUUCAAUUUUAUUUGAUCUUCUUCUUCUUAUUUUCCAGAUUUAAACCACUGCCUGUAUUUUAGUCGAACAGUCAGACUUCCGGUCACUUCUGUGUGCAUCAUGUUUUUUUUUUUCCUCCUCAUGUGAAGGAGGAAAAUAAUGCGGUUGUGAAUUUUAUUGUUAGGUUAUGAACCACUCUCUUUUUUCCACGCUGUAAAUGAAAUCUCAGAGCAUCACGCAGUGUUCAUGUACCCUAUUGAUGUUAAUGUUGUUGUUGUUUUUUUCUCUGAGUAAAACAGUUUAUUGUGUUAUUUUUGUUAAGAAUAAUUUGCACUGAAAGUAUUGUAAAUAAAACGUUUCUUACUUUAAAAAAAUA